Messenger RNA from Sphaeramia orbicularis (orbiculate cardinalfish), 1659 nucleotides. It is a transcript of the gene fntb, whose product is annotated as farnesyltransferase, CAAX box, subunit beta. The transcript is spliced from 13 exons. The coding region runs from base 82 to 1395 and encodes 437 amino acids. Gene Ontology annotation, cellular component: protein farnesyltransferase complex. NCBI's taxonomy places the organism in Eukaryota, Metazoa, Chordata, Actinopteri, Kurtiformes, Apogonidae. The record is from RefSeq and is a predicted model, not a curated record. Gene Ontology annotation, biological process: protein farnesylation. Gene Ontology annotation, molecular function: protein farnesyltransferase activity.
GUGUCCUUGAAGUUUCCGCCCACUCCAACCUCAGCAGGAAGUGAACAGAGUCGACAGAAAUUAACCGGCACUAUCAUCACAAUGGACCCGGGACCUACACCUCUGCGGUGCUUCAGUGAGUGCCACCCGGCAGAAAUGUUCGUGGAUGACGGCGUGGAGACGUUGACUUCAGUGGAGCAGAAAAAAGUUGAACACAGCAUUGAAGAGGUCAUCAAUGUUUACAAACAAAUUCACAGCUUACCACAGCCAAUUUUGUUGCGGGAGCAGCACUAUCAGUAUCUGAAGAAGGGCUUACGACACUUAUCAGACGCUUAUGAGUGUCUGGACGCUAGCAGACCGUGGCUGUGCUUCUGGAUUCUUCACAGUCUGGAGUUACUUGAACAGCCCAUUCCUGCUGCUGUCGCCUCAGAGGUGUGUCAGUUCUUGGCUCACUGUCAGAGCCCAACGGGGGGUUUUGCUGGAGGACCGGGACAACACGCCCACCUCGCGCCCACCUACGCUGCUGUUAACGCCCUGUGUAUCAUCGGCACAGAGGAGGCCUACAAUGUUAUAGACAGGGAAAAGCUGUUAGAUUUCCUAUGGUCAGUGAAGCAGCCAGAUGGCUCGUUUGUGAUGCACGUCGGAGGGGAAGUGGAUGUCAGGAGUGCAUAUUGUGCUGCUUCUGUUGCAUCGCUCACAAACAUCCUCACACCUAAACUGUUUGAGGACACGACCAACUGGAUCCUCAGCUGUCAGAACUGGGAGGGCGGUCUGAGCGGCGUACCCGGUUUGGAGGCCCACGGCGGGUACACUUUCUGUGGUACCGCUGCCCUCGUCAUCCUGGGGAAGGAGCACAUGCUGGAUCUCAAAGCUUUGCUGCGGUGGGUGGUCAGCAGACAGAUGCGGUUCGAGGGGGGCUUCCAGGGCCGCUGUAAUAAACUGGUGGAUGGCUGCUACUCGUUCUGGCAGGCUGGACUCCUGCCUCUACUGCACAGAGCCUUAUUCAAAGAAGGAGAGUCGGAGCUGAGUCGGCAGCGGUGGAUGUUCGAGCAGCAGGCCCUGCAGGAGUACAUCCUCCUGUGCUGUCAGAACCCGACGGGGGGGCUUCUGGAUAAACCUGGCAAAUCCAGAGACUUCUACCACACGUGUUACUGCCUGAGCGGCCUCUCCAUAGCACAACACUUCGGGAACAUGGACCUCCACCAUGAGCUGAUCCUCGGCAAAGACGACAACAGAUUGGCGCCGACUCAUCCAGUUUACAACAUCUGUCCAGAGAGGGUGGCCCAGGCCCUGCAGCACUUCCACCGGCUGCCCGCCCCUGAGGACCCCCGGUGGAAGGGAGACUCCGCCGACAACACACCGUCAGACCCCGCCCCCGACGCCACCGCUUCAGGCUCCGACGACCAACAGUCUUAAUCCUCACCGGAGCGAACAGACUCGAACCAGCAAACAGGAGUCACAGGUGCGAUGUGGAAACGCCCAGAGAACUCGUCUUCAACCACCAGACCCUCCUCACUGAAGACCAGGGCCGGGGUUAAAGGUCAACCGUCGUGUGCGGGCGGUUUCGCAUCUCAGUGAAAAAUCGCUUGCAAUGCCUAAAGUUUUCACUCUGAAAUAAAAGUGAAACUUUCUCUGGUUUCAGUAUGACCUAAGUUAAUAAAAGUUCUUUAUAGCACUUGU